Messenger RNA from Mesocricetus auratus (golden hamster), 4198 nucleotides. RefSeq names its product piwi like RNA-mediated gene silencing 1 (gene Piwil1). NCBI's taxonomy places the organism in Eukaryota, Metazoa, Chordata, Mammalia, Rodentia, Cricetidae. Gene Ontology annotation, biological process: regulatory ncRNA-mediated gene silencing. Gene Ontology annotation, cellular component: P granule. The transcript has 23 exons. The coding region runs from base 400 to 2988 and encodes 862 amino acids. The record is from RefSeq and is a predicted model, not a curated record. Gene Ontology annotation, molecular function: protein binding; piRNA binding.
CUGUAAGCCGGCAUGUGGGUGCUGGGACCCGAAUUCAGAUCCUCAGCAAAAGCAGUCAGUGCUCUGAAUCACUGAGCCAUCUCUCCAGCCCCAUGAAAGAUGACAUCGCCUCAUCAUGUGACCUUUGAGUUCCAAGCUCUGCUGUGAAAUCCUCUUCUUCAGUGAAUUCUCCACCUGAGCAGAGAGAGGUCUGUUGAGAGAACUCCUCUGGCCAUCACAAGCUGCACAGAGCAGGAAUAGAGCCCUGACUCCAGACCACACCACUGCAGCUGAUAGUCCCAUCCCCCCGAUCACAUCUAACACCCCAUACAAAGGAGUGUCCACACCAGCAUCCAGACUGGGACAUCUGUGGGACUGGAAGGAGGCCAAGCUGAAAACCUGAGCUGAGCUGACUAGAAGAUGACGGGCCGAGCCCGAGCCCGGGCCCGCGGCAGGGCCCGCGGUCAGGAGACGGUACAGCAUGUUGGGGCUGCUGCGAGCCAGCAGCCUGGGUGCAUCCCACCGAGACCUCAGCAGUCACCCGCAGAGGGGGACUUGGUUGGCCGAGGACGACAGAGAGGAAUGGUAGUUGGAGCCACGUCCAAAUCACAAGAACUGCAGAUCUCAGCUGGGUUUCAGGAGCUGUCAUUGGCAGAGAGAGGCGGUCGUCGCCGAGACUUCCAUGACCUUGGUGUGAACACCAGACAGAACCUUGACCAUGUCAAAGAGUCGAAGACAGGCUCCUCAGGCAUCAUCGUGAAGCUAAGCACCAACCACUUCCGGCUGACCUCACGCCCACAAUGGGCCCUGUACCAGUACCACAUCGACUAUAAUCCCCUGAUGGAGGCCCGCAGGCUGCGCUCUGCACUGCUCUUCCAGCAUGAAGACCUUAUUGGAAGGUGUCAUGCUUUUGAUGGGACAAUACUGUUUUUACCCAAGAGACUACAGCACAAGGUCACAGAAGUUUUCAGCCAGACUCGGAAUGGGGAGCACGUGAGGAUCACCAUCACCCUGACCAACGAGCUGCCGCCCACCUCACCCACCUGCCUGCAGUUCUAUAACAUCAUCUUCAGGAGGCUCUUGAAAAUCAUGAAUUUGCAACAAAUAGGACGGAAUUAUUACAACCCAAGUGAUCCGAUUGAUAUUCCAAAUCACAGGUUGGUGAUCUGGCCUGGCUUCACGACGUCCAUCCUCCAGUAUGAGAACAACAUCAUGCUCUGCACGGAUGUCAGCCACAAGGUCCUCCGCAGUGAGACUGUUCUGGACUUCAUGUUCAACCUGUACCAGCAGACAGAGGAGCACAAGUUCCAGGAGCAAGUGUCAAAGGAGCUUAUAGGCUUGAUUGUCCUCACCAAGUACAACAACAAGACCUACAGGGUGGAUGACAUUGACUGGGACCAGAAUCCAAAGAGCACCUUCAAGAAGGCAGACGGCUCGGAGGUCAGCUUCCUGGAGUACUAUAGGAAGCAGUACAACCAGGAAAUCACGGACUUGAAGCAGCCAGUGCUGGUAAGCCAGCCCAAGCGGAGGAGAGGCCCCGGAGGCGCACUGCCUGGCCCAGCCAUGCUCAUCCCAGAGCUCUGUUACCUCACAGGCCUGACUGAUAAAAUGCGCAAUGAUUUCAAUGUGAUGAAGGACCUGGCUGUGCACACACGACUGACCCCUGAGCAGCGGCAGCGGGAGGUGGGCCGCCUCAUCGACUACAUCCACAAGGAUGACAAUGUGCAGAGGGAGCUUCGCGACUGGGGCCUGAGCUUUGACUCGAACUUGCUGUCCUUCUCAGGAAGAAUCUUGCAAUCUGAGAAGAUCCACCAGGGUGGGAAGACGUUUGAUUACAACCCGCAGUUUGCAGACUGGUCCAAAGAAACAAGAGGCGCACCGCUGAUCAGCGUGAAGCCACUGGAUAACUGGCUGCUGAUCUAUACCCGCAGGAAUUAUGAAGCGGCCAACUCCCUGAUCCAGAACCUGUUCAAAGUCACUCCGGCCAUGGGCAUCCAGAUGAAAAAGGCGAUCAUGAUCGAGGUGGAUGACAGAACAGAAGCUUACCUGAGAGCCUUGCAGCAGAAGGUGACAUCAGACACUCAGAUAGUCGUCUGUCUGUUGUCAAGUAAUCGGAAGGACAAAUACGAUGCCAUCAAAAAGUACCUGUGCACAGACUGCCCCACCCCAAGUCAGUGUGUGGUAGCCCGGACCCUGGGCAAGCAGCAAACAGUUAUGGCCAUCGCCACCAAGAUCGCCCUGCAGAUGAACUGCAAGAUGGGUGGGGAGCUCUGGCGGGUGGACAUGCCUCUGAAGCUGGCGAUGAUUGUGGGCAUCGACUGUUACCAUGACACCACAGCUGGGCGGAGGUCCAUCGCAGGAUUCGUUGCCAGUAUCAAUGAAGGGAUGACCCGCUGGUUCUCCCGCUGCGUCUUUCAAGACCGUGGACAGGAACUGGUAGAUGGCCUCAAGGUCUGCUUGCAAGCUGCUCUGAGGGCUUGGAGUGGCUGCAAUGAAUAUAUGCCCAGCCGUGUCAUUGUGUACCGGGACGGUGUAGGGGAUGGACAGCUGAAGACCCUGGUCAAUUAUGAGGUCCCACAGUUCCUGGACUGUCUCAAGUCAGUCGGGAGAGGUUACAACCCAAGACUGACCGUGAUUGUGGUGAAGAAGCGUGUCAAUGCCAGGUUUUUUGCACAGUCUGGGGGAAGACUCCAGAACCCUCUUCCAGGGACAGUCAUCGAUGUAGAGGUCACUAGGCCAGAGUGGUAUGACUUUUUCAUCGUGAGCCAGGCAGUAAGGAGUGGGAGUGUCUCCCCAACACACUACAAUGUCAUCUAUGACAGCAGUGGCCUGAAGCCCGACCACAUCCAGCGGCUGACCUACAAGCUCUGCCAUGUGUACUACAAUUGGCCUGGAGUCAUCCGAGUCCCUGCACCCUGCCAGUAUGCACAUAAGCUGGCCUUCCUUGUGGGCCAGAGCAUCCACAGAGAACCGAACCUCUCCCUGUCCAACCGCCUCUACUACCUCUAACCAACAGCGAGGGCCUGCACGCUGGCUUCCUUCUGGAACUCUGCCAAUCCUUCCACUUCUACUUUUCACACAAUUAUCCUUCUAGUGGGGUGUUGGGGAGGGGUUGGGGAGCCACAGUUUUGUUUCUAGUGUUGGUAUGUAGUAGCUAUAGAUUUAGCUAAGGUUUAAUGUUUGCUUUGUUUCUCAUAGUGUGUUGGGACAGUUGGCUUGGCAGAGCAUUGGCAAGGCCCUUGGACCACAAAUAGACUUUCCUAAAGCAGCCGUGCUGGCAGGUUCUCAGAGGUGUUCCUGGGAGCACAUCCUACCAAACGCUGCUAACUUUGUUUUGUGCACAUUUGAGUUUAAAGGAGGAAAAGAGUUAAGGCAAGAAUACCCGCAGCAUCGUAGUCAGGUGCUGUGUGGUCUCUGACACCUCAAGGCUUACAGGUAAAGGCUGGGUGCCUUUCAUUAUUUCUUUUAAGAGUUAGGUCAUAAAGAAUGAAAAGAGUUGUUGAAGAGGCUGGCAAGGCUGAUGGAAAAGUAGUGAAUGUUAUUUGUUUGUUUUGCAAUUUUCUUAUCAAGUAAAAUUAGAGCCCAUUGCUUUAUUUAACAGGGUAGUUUUUGGUUUUUUCUUUUUUUUUUUUCUUUUUUGAGACAGGGUUUCUCUGUGUAUCUUUGACUGUACUGGAACUCACUCUGUAGACCAGACUGGUCUCGAGCUCAGAGAUCUGCCUGCCUCUGUCUCCCGAGUAUUGGGAUUAAAGGUGUUCACCACCACGCCUGGCUAGUUUUUUUUUUGUUUUUGAACUAGUGGAGAUCUCUCAUGGGUAAAAUUCCACCCUGAAUGUAAAUGUGUCUAGUGUGGUGGACAUGCCUGUGGUCUCGGCACUCGGGAAGUGAAACCGGAGAACCCCAAGUUCACAGUUAGCCUAGGCUAUGUGGUGAGACCUUCACCAAAAGACAAAUAGAUGUAUGGGUUAUGGGUGCCAGUGUCUGCAUGAGCUAUGGGAGCAACAACUGCAUCUGUCCCUGGGGUCUGCAGGGCUGCAGCCUGUGAGACAGGCAGGCCACACCAGGUGUGACAACAUCCAUUUGUCUGGCUCUUUUGCAAAGAGGAGGCUUGCAGUUCUGCAUGUCGUGAGAGCAGCUUGAAGUGUGGCUACUGUGAGAUUUACUCAUCCGUGAUGUGUGUGCCCCUGGCACAGCUCAAUAAAGUUUCCGUCUCACUUUC